Molecule: messenger RNA, 776 nt
Organism: Pecten maximus
Lineage: Eukaryota; Metazoa; Mollusca; Bivalvia; Pectinida; Pectinidae
Product: caveolin-3-like
Exons: 2
Coding region: 1-396 (131 amino acids)
Biological process (GO): caveola assembly
Cellular component (GO): caveola
Molecular function (GO): molecular adaptor activity
Source: RefSeq, a predicted model, not a curated record
AUGGCUGAGCAGGAGGUCGACCUCAUCCAAAGGGAUCCAAAUGCAUUAAAUGAGCACACACAGAUAGCGUUCGAGGAUGUCCUUGGUGAGCCGGACGGUACACAUAGCAUCGACUGUGUCUGGACAAACAGUCACAAAUGCUUCACCUGUGGGAAGAACUGUUGUUACAAGUUCCUGACCACAUUGUGUGGCAUCUGUAUCGGCCUGUACUGGGGAUGUGAGUUCGCCAUGAUCACUUUCAAUGCUGUCUGGUGUUGCACACCGGGUCUCAAGGCAUAUACCAUUUCCUGUGGAAUAGUUCAGAAGUUCUUUGGCACCUGUGUCGCCUGCUGUUUAGCUCCUCUCUGCGAAACAUUUGGAUUAAUGUUCAGCAAGAUUCAAGUGACAAAGUCGUAACAAGAACACUAGUCGUUAAUGUUGUUGUGUUGGUUUACACAGCAAAGCACAUCUCCGGUUAAUCUGAUGGAAUCCUUAAACAUCUGAACUUUAAACCCCAUAUAUGAAGUUCGAAUGAAGAAUAACAAAAGAGAUGAUGUUUUAAGUGUGAUAUGUAACCAAGUUUCAUUAAAGCUGUUUAAUGGAAUACUACAGAAAACGCUUCACGUCCAAGUUAUUUCUCUGAGACUGUGAUAAGAUAACUCAAUACUCGUUAUGGAAAGAAUACCUUUACCUUAGUGCCCUAUUUAAUGAAGUAUUUCAUUGUAAAUACUAGGAUGAAAGUACUUCCUGUAUUAUACAAUCGAUCUUAUUGAUUUAAUAAAGACUUAUUUAUUGUA